AUGCGACUUCUACAGGAUUACCCGGUUUGCCUCUUGCUGGCAAUCGCAUUUUGCAACAUUGAGGUCAACGACGCCGCGUCCACAACUAUGGUGUGCAUCAAUGGCAAUUGUCGUUACAGUAGCCAGGGUGCUGGGCCUCUUGAUGCCUCCUCGUCUCCCGACGCUCCCUCGCCCCCGGGUGCCCCUACCGCCUACCAAGCGGAGGAUUUCUGGGAUUUAUCAGCAAGCUCUUUUGAAGAGCCUUGGGAGAAAAUUUUCGAUUUGUUUUAG
This is a messenger RNA of Arctia plantaginis, 270 nucleotides long. The record is from the annotation of a GenBank genome assembly. Lineage: Eukaryota; Metazoa; Arthropoda; Insecta; Lepidoptera; Erebidae.